Messenger RNA from Aspergillus tanneri, 879 nucleotides. Its product is annotated as exosome non-catalytic core subunit RRP45. The record is from RefSeq and is a predicted model, not a curated record. Gene Ontology annotation, biological process: TRAMP-dependent tRNA surveillance pathway; U5 snRNA 3'-end processing; U1 snRNA 3'-end processing. Lineage: Eukaryota; Fungi; Ascomycota; Eurotiomycetes; Eurotiales; Aspergillaceae. Gene Ontology annotation, cellular component: nuclear exosome (RNase complex); cytoplasmic exosome (RNase complex). Bases 1 to 879 code for a protein of 292 amino acids. The transcript is spliced from 3 exons.
AUGAAUAAAGAAGCACCGCUCUCCAUUGCUGAGCGUGACUUCAUCCUCAAUGCUCUGCGCGAGGAUGUGAGGUUGGAUGGUCGCGAGGCAGACCAGUUCCGUCCCUUGACCGUGUCGUUUGGGGAUGAAUACGGCCAUGUGAAGGUGCAACUGGGCAAGACCAGUCUUAUCGUCCGCAUCUCAUCGGAAGUGUCCAAACCUCGCGAUGACCGUCCCUUCGAUGGAAUCUUUACAAUUGCUCUUGAGCUAACGGCCAUGGGAUCACCCGCUUGGGACAACGGCCGACAAGGAGAUCUCGAAACAUACGUGACUAACGUUCUCGAUCGAGUGGUCCGUCAUUCCAAUGCUCUGGAUACGGAAUCGCUCUGCAUUCUCAAGGGUGUGAGCUGCUGGAGUGUUCGGGCCGAUGUCCAUAUCACCGACUACGAUGGAAACAUUGUCGAUGCUGCCUGUAUCGGCGUGAUGGCGGGAUUGCAGCAUUUCCGACGUCCGGACGCGGUCGUGAAAGAUGGACAGGUGAUCGUCUAUGGCCUGGAUGAACGGGUCCCGGUUCCGUUGAACAUUACCCAUAAACCGCUAUCCAUUACCUUCCACACGUUCGACGAGGGAAAACGCGUGAUUCUGGAUGCGACUCGAAAGGAGGAACAGGCUGCGGAAGCCGACGUGGUUAUCGGCAUGAACGGGGCGGGGGAUGUCUGUUAUCUGUCUAAAUUCUCUGGAUCGCCCGUGGAAGCGAUGGUGUUUGUGUCGAAAACGACUGUGGCGCUCAACCAGGUCAAAGAGAUCAACGGCAUAAUUGACAAGGCGCUUCAAACCGAUCUGGCGAAACGGUCCAAAAAUGGUCUGGCGGAGGAGUCUCGAGCUGAGAACUAUCGGUGA